UGAGAGGCAAAGCAGGAAGGAACGGCGCGGCAGAGCUGCAGAGUGGAGGCAGCAGGGCGGCGAGCGGCGGCGACAGGGCUGCCCCCGCCGCCCGGGGCUGCGCGCUGGGCAGAGGCAGCAAGGAUGGGCGGGUGCGGGGCGGCUCCGCCAUCCGCGGUCCUCUAAGCCUCGGCCACCUCCCGCCGCGCUACAUAGAAGAGGGAGGGGUGGCGGAGGAGAUUUGCCCAGACUGGCCAAAGCGCGUGGGGCGGCGAUGCAUGCUGCCAGGGAAGCGCACUAGUGACCGGCUCCUCAUUCCAUGCCUGUCUCCUGAAGCGACCCUCCCCACCCCGCCCGGCAUGGAUGUGGCCAACAACACUACCUCCCCAGAACGCUCCUCCGAUGGGGCAGGCAGCUCCAGCUUCGCCGAGGUGACCCUGAGCUACCAGCUGCUCACGUCUCUGCUCCUGGGCACGCUCAUCUUGUGCGCCGUGAGCGGCAACGCCUGCGUGAUCGCGGCCAUCGCCCUGGAGCGCUCCUUGCAAACCGUGGCCAACUAUCUCAUCGGCUCGCUGGCCGUCACCGAUCUCAUGGUGUCCGUAUUGGUGCUGCCCAUGGCGGCCCUCUAUCAAGUGCUGAACAAGUGGACGCUGGGGCAAGUCACCUGUGACAUCUUCAUCUCGCUGGACGUGUUGUGCUGCACCUCUUCCAUCCUGCAUCUGUGCGCCAUCGCGUUGGACAGGUACUGGGCCAUCACGGACCCUAUCGACUAUGUCAACAAGCGAACUCCACGUCGAGCUGCCGUGCUCAUCAGUCUGACCUGGGUUAUUGGCUUCUUGAUAUCCAUUCCGCCCAUGCUGGGUUGGAGGACGCCCGAAGAUCGCUCGGACCCCGAUGCCUGCACCAUCAGCAAGGACCAUGGGUACACCAUCUAUUCCACCUUCGGCGCCUUCUACAUCCCUCUGCUUCUCAUGCUGGUGCUCUACGGCCGCAUCUUCAAAGCGGCCCGCUUCAGGAUCCGCAAAACGGUCAAGAAAGCAGAGAAAAAGAAAAUCGCCGACACCUGCCUCACCCUCUCCCCAGCCCCCCUGCAGAAGAAAAGCAACGGGGAGCCCGGCAAGGGCUGGCAGCGGACUGUGGAGCCCAAGCCCGGUGCCUGUGUCAAUGGCGCGGUGCGGCAGGGUGAGGACGGGGCAGUCUUGGAAAUCAUCGAGGUCCAGCGCUGCAACAGCUCCUCCAAGACUCACCUGCCGCUGCCCAACGAGGCGUGUAGCUCCCAGCCACCCCUCUCCUUCGAGAGACGCAACGAGAAGAACACAGAAGCCAAGAGGAGGAUGGCUCUGUCACGGGAGAGAAAGACUGUCAAGACCUUGGGCAUCAUUAUGGGCACCUUCAUUCUCUGCUGGCUGCCGUUCUUCAUCGUGGCGCUGGUCCUGCCCUUUUGUGACAGUAAGUGCUACAUGCCCGAGUGGCUGGGGGCAGUCAUCAACUGGCUGGGCUACUCCAACUCCCUCCUCAACCCUAUCAUCUAUGCCUAUUUCAACAAAGACUUCCAAAGUGCUUUUAAGAAAAUUAUCAAGUGCAAAUUUUGCCGGCAGUGAAGCCCGCCGCUCCAGGACGGGACAGGAGGUCUGGCUCCAUCCUCCUGGCCCCCGCCGCAGUGUAUGUGUGUGUCCCCCCGUCCAAACCCUCUAUGGCACCGGCAGAAGGGCGGGGAACUCCAGGAUGCAACCCCUGCGCGCAGCACGCCUGAGUCCCUUGUUCCUCCGCCCGUCGGACGAUCCCUAUAGGCUCGGGCUCGUCACGGCAGGGCUCGGGCGACAGGGGAACGCCUUGCCCAGGAGGGUUCCGUGGCUCCCCUCGCCCGGCCUCACCGAGGCUCAGCUGUCGGGCAAGGGCGCUCUCGCCUCCCUCCUUCCCAUCCAUCAUUCUGAGUAGACUUAGAGUUUGCAGGUCGUUGCUUGUGGUCACUGUAAACCACAGUGUCUGCCUGAGUAGCAUCGGUAAAAAAUAAAACACCCUAUGCAGAAAAACGCCGUGUUGGGGAUUUUUCUUGGAUUAAUGAAGAGACGGCGGGGGGCCUCAGAGUCCGACCUCGGACUACCAGUGUAAGUAUGGAGGCUGAAGGCGACACCCCAAGCGGAAGAAGGGGAUUUGGUUUCGUGGCUUCCCGGGCUGUGAAACCACCAAGUGGAUUUUCUUCGGGGAGAAGUGACCGUGCUUUGUAACCUUGCAAGGUACUUACAGCAACACCCCCGUCAGCGUUGCCUGUGUUCAACAGCCCGCCUGCUAUGCUAGGACCUUCCUAUUCAUCGGGCUUCCCUUCGUUGCACUGCAGGGAGGUAGUGGGGCUUAACCCUCAACCGCACGUCUCAUUACAUGGGGAUAUUUUUAAAAAACGCCUUUAACUGAUGUUUUCCCACUACGGAAAGGCUUGGCACUCUGCAGCUGUACCUGAGUUCACCACGCAUGUAGCGGCACAGGCAGUUUAAGCAGCCUGUAAAGUAGCGGGUUUUUAUUUUUCUUUUUCUCCCCCUGUUUUCCUCCUCCGCCUUUAUUCUUGUUUUUAAACUGCUUCAAACUUUCUCCGGAGACGCUGCAGUUGCUUUGGAGACAGCCAGUGCAGCAUAUUUUGCUCGGUGAAAAAACAAGCAAACAAAAAUAAACAAUAAAAACCUGGAACGAACCGAUCAACCAAAACAUUGCCAUGUGCUCUGUGCCGGUAGUGGGGGCGCCGAGAGCAUCCGCUUGCGGCAGCCUCGCGGGUGUUGUUUUUCGAACAGGCUCUCUCUUCCCCCAGGCCAGCCCCCGGCGGCGGGUAAGCACGACCCUCCCCAAGGAUGAGGGCUACGGCCAUGAAGUAUUAAGUGUCAGUGCUAUAGUAACGGCAGCCAGCCUAGGCUCCUCGGCAGAGGUUCUCCCCUUUUUCGCCAAGCCCACCUGGGAAACCUGAGUUGUUUCCCCUUCCCCGCCUGGCUCGGGGCUGGAACAGGGCAAUGUUGUCCGCUGCACAGCUUCUAUGCUAGCCUUUCCAUCUUGCCGUGCGCCUGUUUUUACCGUCGGGUGCGGCCGGGAUCUGAGGGCCUCUGUCGAGUGGGAUGGCGCCGGGCCGGGUAUGGGCACUGGCACUGGUCGGCUGCAGCGUGCCUCUGCGACGAGCUGCCUGAAAUGAAUGCUUGACCAAAUAUAUAUAUAUGUGUAUGUAUAUAUAUGUGUGUAUAUAUAUAUAUACACACACACAUACAUUCCUGUUUAUUUUUGUGUAAUCUGUGUUACCUGUAGGUAAAAGGGAAUGUUAAAUCUGUGUGUCACGUGAAUGUGUCCAGUCAUUUCUGAACUUCAGUCGCUCACAUUAAAUGACAGUAGUGCUUUUAACAGCCUCAAAUGCAGAGUUGUUUUUCUGAAAAUCUUAUUUGACCUAAUUUGCUCAAUUAAAGUGAUCUUUGAUCUUAUCUCCUCUUUGAUCACUCCUAAUCACGUGUAUCCUAGAUAUUCCUUAAGUGCAGGAGCGCCAGAGCAGUCAACGCGCAACUAUUAGGAAGCCAAAAUGUCUGAGUUCUCGGAUAACCUGAGAGUUCGGAGGCCCGUCUGCCGGGGUCGGGGCUGGACAGAGACGGUGGCACCCCGGGGCACGGAAAGGAGUGGGGUCGGAGAGUGGGGCACGACGCGCCUCGGUGAGGCGGAAGAGCUCCCCUGCAGCGUGGUCUCUAUCUCCCGUAGCCACCUUCCGCCUUUCUACACGUUUGAUCCUUUAAAAAGUUGAUUUAUGUAUUUAUAAUUUGCAAGCCUUCCUACAAACUCGACAACGAUUCCAGCUGGGAAAGCGCGGCCGCCCUCUGCCUCCGCACGACAGACAGCGCAGGUCCUGUCCCGGCGUACGGGAAACUGCUCCUGGUGGGGGCGUGGGGGCCGCCAGCCUCCGGAGUCCCGGGACCUGCAGACAGGACCCAACCGGAGGUGUAUCAGGCAGGACGGUGAGAAGGGUGUAGUGCCUGUGCCUCUUUCAUUACUUUCCUAACCCCGAGCUGUGGGACGAGGGGCACAGCCCCGGAGGCCACGCCGAGAUCUGCGAGAUGCCUCAGCCUCCCCGUGUCGCGGCCGGCUAGGCGGGAGAGGGUGGACUCGGGAGCGCAGUAGCGCAAAUGCUGCCAGCUGGCAGGAGCGCGCCUGUCCCCGUCCCGCUUUGCCGCCCGUCUGCCCGUGCGGGCGCCUGAUGGUCUCACCGACGCGAUGCUCGGGAGAGGCCCCGGACACCUGCUGCCCUCCCCUGGGCGAACGGUCUGUGGCAGAGGGAAAAAUGCUCACCGGCGUGGGCAAACGGGCCGGACACUAGAGCAACCUGACCUCAGAGCCGCCGAAGCCGAGCGGGUAGCCGCGGUGCUCCGGUCGGCUCUCGCCCUGUUCCCCCUCCCCUGGCUGUUCGCUGCGAUCUCAGUGGGGAGAGUAUUUCUCUGGACAGUUCCACGUUUCUCACUCCGUCUGUUUUCUAUUUCUCUCAUCUUUCUCCCCACCGGGCCCUGUCUCUUUAUGUUAAAUUCUACAAUGUGGAGAAAACGGCUUGCUUUAAAAGAUGUCUUUUCGUUUCUGUAAUUUUUAAAUCCCUAAUUUGAUUUCCACUACAAUUAAAGAAAAU
Messenger RNA from Pogoniulus pusillus (Red-fronted tinkerbird), 4612 nucleotides. RefSeq names its product 5-hydroxytryptamine receptor 1A (gene HTR1A). The transcript has a single exon. Gene Ontology annotation, cellular component: plasma membrane. The coding region runs from base 258 to 1580 and encodes 440 amino acids. Gene Ontology annotation, molecular function: dopamine neurotransmitter receptor activity, coupled via Gs; G protein-coupled serotonin receptor activity. The record is from RefSeq and is a predicted model, not a curated record. NCBI's taxonomy places the organism in Eukaryota, Metazoa, Chordata, Aves, Piciformes, Lybiidae. Gene Ontology annotation, biological process: adenylate cyclase-activating adrenergic receptor signaling pathway; regulation of hormone secretion; G protein-coupled dopamine receptor signaling pathway.